Molecule: messenger RNA, 819 nt
Organism: Didymodactylos carnosus
Lineage: Eukaryota; Metazoa; Rotifera; Eurotatoria; Philodinida; Philodinidae
Source: the annotation of a GenBank genome assembly
AUGCUUUGCACUACCUACAAUCAAGGUUCACGGCGCUGUCCAGCUCGACAAAUCUCCUUCUAUCAAUCUCACUUUAUACGAACACAUAUGGUUUUAAAAGCUCAUCUUACACGCUGCCAUGAACAGUUUAAAGCUGCCAAAACAGCUGCGAAAGAGACAGAUGAUACGGCGACGAUACAACUGGACUGGAGUGAGAACUACACAGUGAAACAGUCGAGAGAAGAAAAGGGAGCUUAUUAUUUUGACCAACAUAUUUCGAUUCUUUCCGGCUAUGUUUGGUCAAAAAAUGAAUCCUUCAGUUUCGGUUCGUUAAGUGACGAUACUAAUCACAUGUCCGAAGCUUCAUGGAUUGCUAUCAAUGAACUUCUACUCGAUCUGAUUGAGCAAAAGAAAAUUAAAACAGUCAACAUCAUCGCAGAUUCGCCGGUGUCUCAGUUUCGAAAUAAAACUACGAUUUCUAUGAUGAAAAAGUACGGAGAAGAAAAUAAAAUUAACAUGAAAUGGAUUUUUCUGGAAGCUGGUCAUGGCAAAGGAGUCGCCGACGCAGUAGGCGCGGCUCUGAAACGAAAAUUUGAUGAAAGUAUUGCCUUUGAUCCAGAUAAUAGUUACGACAAUGCUGUAGAAAAUCAUAUUGAAAUCAAACUAUUUCUCUACGAUAGUGAUGGCAUUAAAGCUGUAAAAGAUUCUAUUUCAGCUAUUCGUACAGUGAAAGGGACAUCAUCAUUCCAUGAAGUUUUUGUUACAGAAGACGGUGCUUUGUAUGCUAAGAAUCUCUCUAAUGAGAAAGAGAGAUUGCUGAAAACUGUGUUCAAAAAAUGA